AUGGAUUUUCCACCGCUGAAAAACGAUCGCUUUCUUCGAGCUGCGCGAGGUCAAGAAGUUGACAAAGUGCCUGUUUGGAUAAUGCGACAGGCUGGAAGAUAUUUGCCAGAGUUUCGCCAGGUCAGAUCCAAACAUGAUUUUUUUACUAUAUGCCAGACACCGGAGUUGGCAGCAGAAGUUACUCUUCAACCUAUUCGCCGAUUCGAAUUGGAUGCUGCCAUAAUUUUUUCUGACAUUCUUGUUGUACCUCAAGCACUUGGCAUGGUUGUAGAAAUGAGAGCUGGUGUGGGACCAGUAUUACCGAAACCUUUGCAUUCCCCUGAUGACAUCUCAGAUUUGGAAUAUCCAGUUAACGUGAAUGAGAAACUCAAGUAUGUUGCAGAGGCUAUUACACUGACUCGGCAUAAACUAGAAGGUAAAGUACCUUUGAUUGGUUUUUCAGGAGCCCCAUGGACCUUAAUGGCUUAUAUGAUUGAAGGAGGUGGAUCGAAAACUUUAUCAAAAGCAAAAGCGUGGUUAUAUCAAUAUCCAGCAAAAACUAAACACCUUUUAGACAUGCUAGCAAAUGUUAUAGUUGAUUAUCUAGUUAUGCAAGCUGAGGCUGGUGCUCAGUUAUUGCAAGUAUUUGAAUCAAAUGCAGAAUAUUUGGGGCGGGAACUUUUUCUUGAAUUUUGUUUGCCUGUCCUCCAAGAUAUUUGUUCUAAAGUAAAAAGUAAGUUGAAGGCAAAAAGUUUGGAUGUGCCAAUGACAAUUUUUGCGAAAGGUGCUCACUAUGCAUUACUUGAAAUAUCUAAAUGUGGUUAUGAUGUAAUGGGAAUAGAUUGGACUGUUAAUCCAGAGGAAGCUAGAAAUAUUGUUGGGCCUAGUAUAACACUCCAAGGUAAUCUAGAUCCUUGUGCUUUAUAUGCUCCUGAUAAUGCUCUUCAGUCGUUAACCCGUGAAAUGUUAAAUAAAUUUGGAACUGAUCGCUAUAUAGCCAACCUUGGUCAUGGGAUCUAUCCUGACAUGGAACCAGAAAAGGUGAAAGUAUUUAUUGAUUCUGUGCAUGCAUUUCAAACAUUACCUAUAUGA
Molecule: messenger RNA, 1071 nt
Organism: Gryllus bimaculatus (two-spotted cricket)
Lineage: Eukaryota; Metazoa; Arthropoda; Insecta; Orthoptera; Gryllidae
Source: the annotation of a GenBank genome assembly